AUGCCAAAUUAUGUGAAGUUUGUGAAGGAUAUACUAUCCAAUAAGAAACGACUGAGUGAGUAUGAGACUGUUGCCUUGACAAAGGAGAGCAGUGCGUUCCUGCAGAACAAAUUGCCACCGAAAUUGAAAGACCCAGGAAGCUUUACUAUACCCUGUAACAUUGGUGAAUCUUACUGUGAUUUUGAAGUAGAUAAGGAAGUGUCGAUCAUCCUUGGGAGACUUUUCUUAGCCACGGGAAGAACGUUAAUUGAUAUGGAGAAAGGUGAACUCACUAUACGAGUUCAAGACGAUCAGGUAACUUUUAACAUUCUUAAAGCGAUGAACUUUCCUGAUUUGCCAAAAGAGUGUUUAGUUAUGAAAAAGAUAGAAACCUUGGUUUCUAUGGCAAGCAAUCUUAAAGAAGAUCCAUUGGAGAAAGCCUUAGAUCUUGACCCUUUGGAGGAUGAAUAA
Gossypium arboreum is the source of this 450-nucleotide messenger RNA. RefSeq lists its product as uncharacterized. The record is from RefSeq and is a predicted model, not a curated record. The transcript has 2 exons. Lineage: Eukaryota; Viridiplantae; Streptophyta; Magnoliopsida; Malvales; Malvaceae. Bases 1 to 450 code for a protein of 149 amino acids.